Messenger RNA from Cuscuta campestris, 2063 nucleotides. The record is from the annotation of a GenBank genome assembly. Lineage: Eukaryota; Viridiplantae; Streptophyta; Magnoliopsida; Solanales; Convolvulaceae.
AUAUACCUCCUUCCCACAUAGAGGAGGGAUGCGAGACAGAGGGAGGGGGAAUCCAAAGUCCAUAGUUGAGUAGCAGUUUUUUCCAUUGCUAUCGAAUGCUUCAACUUCUUCUACACAAUCUCCAAUCCAACAAGCAGCGCAUCAAACGGGUUCAUUUCAUUGUCCCCCAAUUCACUCCUUAUCUACCACAUUAUUCUCUGUUCUCCUCCGUUCCUGUUCAUCCUUCGCGUCGAUCUUCUCCAUCAGCUAUAAAACCCACUAACAUCCAUCCAAUUCCGAUUAACUUUCGAGGCAUUGCAAAAGAUGUGAUACCAGAUUGUUCUUAUCUCUUUGAUUGCAGCAGCGGUGAGACUUUGGCCAACUCUUCUCUCAAAUAUUUCAUUUUUAGGCUUUCUUGUAUCUCCCCAGAAACUGUUCGCAGAUUUUGGAGAGUUCAUCCGUUAAAACCUCAAGACGUUCUUGAAAUUCUUCUGGGUUUUCAAUGUGUCUGCAAUAAUAUUUGGCUUGAGGCUGAAAAGAUUGAUUCUUUGUGGGGGAUUUUUAGGCGGGCAAGCCAGCAGAAAAAGAAAUUUUCCAAAGCUCUUUUGAUAUGUGAGACUAUGCUUGCUAAGAACUUCACUCUUCCCUUGGAGGCCUCUGUUUUGUUAAUUCAAUGGCUUUGCAGGAAUGGAAACAUUGGGAAAGCUGUCUUUUUGAAAGAUAGUUUCUCAAGAGAACAACCCUCUGCGUUGCUUUAUGUGCACAGAGCUCUAAUACAUGGUUUAUGUCAGUCUGGGGCGGUAGGCAAAGCAUCAAGCCUCUACAAAGAGUUGCAUUUGCAUGGCCUUUCACAUGACAAAGAAGUGCAUAAUUCUCUAGCCCAGGGUUACGCAAAAGCUAAAAACUUCAAGAAAAUUGGAGAGGUGCUUGGUGUCAUGACCCGUAAGAACAUGGAUCUCACAGCUGCAAGUUAUCGGAAUUUAUUGAGCCUUAUGUUUGCAGAAAGCAAGCUCUGUCUUGCAUUGAGCUUGAAAAAACUUGUGAUUUCUCAGAACAACCUUCCACCUACACUGAUAUAUAAUAUACUGAUUUUCCGGAUGUUCUCCGCGGAUAAAGUCUCAUUUCUGAAUACAAUUUUACAUGAAAUACAAUCAAAGGGAUUGCCACUUGAAGAAGUCUCUAACAAUUUUCUCAUACAGGGGUUCUCCCAGUGUAAAGAUGUGACAUCUUCCUUACAAUAUCUGAAAGACAUGAUGCAAAAAGGUCUGAGGCCAAAUAACCGUAGUCUUAGAGAGGUUAUAAAGUGCCUUUGCUGCAAUGGGGAGCUUGAAAAGGCUUUGAACUUGAGCAAGGAAAUGGAAUUGAGAGGUUGGAAACUGGGUUCAGUCAUUCAGAAUGCUCUAGUAGAAGGCCUCCUUGCUCAUGGCAAACUCAGUGAAGCAGUACAGUUGAUGGACCAUGUAGAACUAAGAGACCUAAUUCCAGGAAACAUAAACUAUGAUGUUCUUAUAAAGAGGUUUUGUCAGCAUGGAGAAGUAGACAAAGCAGUGGACCUUCUGAACAUAAUGUUGAAGAAAGGGAAUAAUUCCCCCCCAGACAGUAGCAGUUAUGAUUACAUAAUCCAGAGUUUUUGUUGUCAUGACCUCUUGGAUCAAGCUCUGGACUUUCAUGCUGAAAUGCUAUGCAGAAGCCAUACAGCAAACAAAAACACUUGGAGUGCACUUGUCCAAUGCUUGUGCAGGGGACGGCGAGUUGCAGAGGCAGAAACAUUGCUUGACACAAUGGUUCAUAUGGGCGAGACCCCAACCAGGGAAAUGUAUUCCGCUGUGAUUAAUGGGUAUCGCUUUGAGAACAAUUCGAUCAAGGCAUCCCAAGUUUUACACAGAAUGCAGCAAGAUGGGUAUGAGCCUGACUUCAACACCCACUGGGCUCUAAUCUGCAAUUUGAGCAGUUCCAGUGGUAAAAACAAAUCUGAAGGAUUUUUAUCAAGAUUUCUUUCUGAUGUUGGAUUUUCUCGGAAUAACCCGAAUGCGAAGAAGGGGUGAUUUAAGAGCCCUUCUGUAUCAAGAUUGCGCACAUGGGGU